Messenger RNA from Amphiprion ocellaris (clown anemonefish), 7775 nucleotides. It is a transcript of the gene ddr2l, whose product is annotated as discoidin domain receptor family, member 2, like. Gene Ontology annotation, cellular component: membrane; signaling receptor complex. NCBI's taxonomy places the organism in Eukaryota, Metazoa, Chordata, Actinopteri, Pomacentridae. The transcript has 20 exons. The record is from RefSeq and is a predicted model, not a curated record. The coding region runs from base 287 to 2995 and encodes 902 amino acids. Gene Ontology annotation, molecular function: protein tyrosine kinase collagen receptor activity; collagen binding; ATP binding. Gene Ontology annotation, biological process: positive regulation of kinase activity; multicellular organism development; protein phosphorylation.
GAUGUAAAUACACAGAACUUUUUUUCCCUUCUGUCUCUGGAGUUUGCAGAACUUCUUCUUCUGGUUGUUCCAUCGCAGAAACCAGAAUCCAGCUAAAGGAGGAGAUAAGAAGUGAACAUCUGGGAGAUAAAAACUCUUUAUUCUCCUCCACGAUGGUCCUCUGAGGCCCUCCGGACCUUCUCAGCGCCGAGCGGCCGGACUGGACGCGGAUCGGACCGGAGAGGAGCCGCCGGAGCCGCAGCGGACAGAGAUGUAGCGUGUUUGUUGGCGUGACCGGCGGACCAUCAUGCACCUCUUCCUGCUGCUGAUCCUUCAAACCACAGCAGCCUUCGGACAGAUCGACCCCGCUCACUGCCGCUAUGCCCUGGGCAUGGAGGAUGGACGCAUCAAGGAUGAUGACAUCACGGCGUCCAGCCAAUGGUACGAGACCACGGGACCGCAGUACGCCAGGUUGAACCGGGAGGAGGGAGACGGUGCCUGGUGUCCUGAAGGACAGCUGGAGCCUUCAGACAGUCAGUAUCUACAGGUGGACCUCGGCAGACUCACCUUCCUGACCAUCGUUGGCACUCAGGGUCGAUACGCCAGGAGCUCCGGGAACGAGUUCGCCCGAGCGUAUCGCCUCAACUACAGCCGGGACGGACUGCUGUGGAAGUCCUGGAGGAACCGUCUGGGGAACCCGGUGAUGGAGGGCAACAAGAACGCCUACGCCUCCGUCAUCAAUGACCUCCAUCCCCCCAUCGUCACCCGCCACGUCCGGCUGAUCCCCGUCACCAAACUGUCCACCACCGUGUGCAUGAGGGUGGAGCUGUACGGAUGUCCGUGGGACGACGGUCUGAUCUCGUACGCCGCCCCGGAGGGCCAGCUCAUGAUGCCUCCCGGUUACCCUAUCGCCAGCCUCAACGACUCCACCUACGAUGGAACUCGCGAACGGAGGAGGCUGUCUGGCGGCCUGGGCCAGCUGACGGACGGCGUCAUCGGCCUGGACGACUUCCUACUGACCCGCCAGUACCACGUCUGGCCCGGGUAUGACUACCUGGGCUGGAGGAACGACUCGCUGGGGACUCAGGGAUUCGUGGAGAUGGAGUUUGUGUUCGACCGGCAGCGGAACUUCACCUCCAUGAAGGUUCACAGUAACAACAUGUUCUCCCGCGGUGUGAAGAUCUUCUCCUCCGUCUCAUGUCAGUUCAAGCCCCACCUCAUCGCCAACUGGGAGGCGGAGCCUGUGGCAUUCAAGACAGUUCUGGAUGACAGGAACCCGAGCGCCCGCUACGUCACCGUGCCGCUGAACCGCCGCGCCGCCAAAUCCCUCCGCUGCCGCUUUUACUUCGCCGACGUCUGGAUGAUGUUCAGCGAGAUCUCCUUCCAGUCGGAGGACACCGUACUGCCGACCCAGAUGACCCUGGUGGGGACAUCUCCUGUGGCCAGUGAAUACAACACCAUCACCACGGCUACCGAGACAGCGAAUCCAUCGGCCAGCGACUCUCCUGACGUCAGCAACACACCCGUCCUGAUUGGCUGCCUGGUGACCAUCAUCCUGCUGCUGGUCAUCAUCAUCUUCCUCAUCCUGUGGUGUCAGUAUGACUGCAAGGUGCUGGAGAAGGCUCCACGUCGGAUCCUGGAUGAGGAGGUGACGGUUCGACUGUCGUCCUGCAGCGACACCAUCAUCCUGCAGACUCCUCCUGUUCCUCCUCGGUCUGGACAUCCUCCUACAGGUCCGGCCAACACUGACCCUCAUUACGAGAGAGUUUUCCUGUUGGACCCUCAGUACCAGAACCCGGCGGUGCUGAGAAACAAGCUGCCGGAGCUUUCGCAGAGUGCCGAGGCCUCCGCUCUGCUCCUCGGUAACCCUCUCUAUGACCUGCUGCUGCUCACUUCCUGUCACAUGACGUCGGGCUGGCUGCGUGCGUGUGGUGGAGGCUACGCCGAGCCGGAUGUCACCCAGUGCACGCCGCACCAGUGUUUCCAUAGCAACGCGCCGCACUAUGCCGAGACGGACAUUGUGCGUCUGCAGGGCGUCACUGGCAGCAACAUGUACGCCGUCCCCGCCCUCACCGUUGACUCGCUCACCAGGAAGGACAUCUCCGCUGCCGAGUUCCCGCGGCAACAGCUGAUCUUCAGGGAAAAGCUGGGGGAGGGGCAGUUCGGAGAGGUCCACCUGUGCGAGGCGGAGGGACUCCCAGAAUUCCUUGGGGAAGGAUCGCCGCUGCCGGACCGAGACGGACACUCGGUGCUGGUGGCGGUUAAACAGCUGAGAGCCGACGCAACCAGCCAGGCCAGGAAUGACUUCCUGAAGGAAAUUAAAAUCAUGUCUCGGCUGAACGACCCCAACAUCAUCCGGCUGCUGUGCGUUUGCGUUUCGUCUGACCCGCUGUGCAUGGUGACCGAGUACAUGGAGAACGGAGACCUCAACAUGUUCCUGUCGCAGCGGGAGAUUGAGAGCACGCUGACCUACGCCAACAACAUCCCUUCAGUCAGUCUGUCCGACCUCCUCCACAUGUCGGUGCAGAUCUCGUCGGGGAUGAAGUACCUGGCGUCCCUGAACUUUGUCCACCGAGACUUGGCCACCAGGAACUGCCUCCUGGAUCGACGCCUCACCAUCAAGAUUGCCGACUUUGGGAUGAGCAGGAACCUGUACAGCAGCGACUACUACCGAAUCCAAGGCCGGGCGGUGCUGCCGAUCCGGUGGAUGGCCUGGGAGAGCAUCUUACUGGGGAAGUUCACCACGGCCAGCGACGUCUGGGCGUUUGGAGUCACCCUGUGGGAGAUCUUCACUCUGUGUAAGGAGCAGCCAUACAGCCUGCUGUCUGACGAACAGGUCAUAGAGAACACUGGCGAGUUCUUCAGGAACCAGGGCAGACAGAUCUUCCUCUACGGCCCUCCGCUCUGCCCUCCUUCCCUCUUUGAGCUCAUGAUGCGAUGUUGGAGUCGCGACAUCCCUGACCGGCCGACCUUCGAGGGACUCUACCAGGCCCUGAGGCCCCACGUCAGCCAGUGAUCCACCGGGUCGCACCGGUCCAGUUCUCCUCGGCGUCGAUGGGAUUGCUAUUAGAAAAUGCAACAACACCGAGGACUGGAAUCAUGGCGGGGGGACGAAUAGAGUCAGGAGGUCGGUUUGCUUUCCGUUCGGAGAGCUGGAGGAAGAAAACGCUGGUCAUCUCAGAGGAGAAUCAGACCUUUCAGUCUGUAGAUUUCUGAGCUUUCUAAAGAUUUCUACCAAAAAUCUCUUGUCAGACCUUUUUAAAAAGUCGUCUUUGUCCCGAAAGUUGCCUUAAACUUCACUUUCCUCCACUCUUUGGAUGCCAAAAACUGCACGGACGUUUCAGUCUUGGUAGUUUUUCCUGCCCCUGUGGUUUUUAUUAUUAAUAUUAAUAUUGUUGUAAAGCACUGUGUCUGUGUCUCUCAGUUAUUCUUAUAUUAACCCACACUGGAGUUAGGGCUAGGGUCAAACCGUAGUGUAGGAUUUUAGAUUUUUAUUCUAUUUUAUUUUUCUUGUUUUAUGAUAUUUUCACUUUUGUUGGUGUUUGUGAUUUUUUGUGGAUAUGAAUGUUGUUGAAACCUGUGUGCUUCACAGACUGGAAACCAGUCGGUGGGUAACUGUGGGAAAGAAUCUGGAGUGGAGGCGAAUUGAAACCACAUAAGUGCCGUUUUUGUUGCCAAAGAGAAAGUGGUGGAAGCUUUUCUCCAAAGUGCCUUGUAGCAUGAGUGGUACCAGGAGGAAGGCUGGGGUUACCUUGACAAUACCAGUACUGAUAGAGGAGAAAUUCACCAAGUAUCUGAUGCCAAAGUAUCAUAAACCUGCGGAAUAUGCAGUGUGAAUUAGCCAUGUUCCACUGCAGGAACUUGGAGAGCAACUCCAACCUUUGUACAUGUUCUUACUGCAUGAACCGUCCCUGUACAACCUUUUUAAGGGUAGUACGCACUCCAGGUAGUGGGCAGGCAUGUUUGAGAAGUCAAGAAAUCAUUUCUGUGGCGUUUCGUUGUCUUCAUCCAGUGAUCUUCUCCACUGGAACAUCGCAUCAACAAUGUAAAAUUCAUCAUGUAGUCCAACAAAACAAACUUCCGUUGUUCUGUUUCCUCCAUUUUCAUAGAACUGAAGUUUUGUCAGGUAGUUUACACUUUGCUUCUGCUGUAGUACCUUCUUCUGCCACCAUUUACUUUUUAAUGAGAUGCAUUUACAUGACUACCUGUAAGGAUCCAUAAAACAAGUGCAACUUCCUGCUCUGUUGGAGUUAUUGGAGUAAAGGCUAUUAACUACUGUUUGUAGAGAUGUUCCAAUCAAGUUUUCUGCCCCUGAUCUGGUCCAUGUCAUCGGUAUUUAGCAUCUGCCGAUAUCGAGUAGCAAUCCAACAGCAUUUACCUUGAAAACACAGACUUUAGGUUCAUGAAAGCUAUUAAAAUCAGUCUGAUGUGUAUGCUCAUUUAAUCAGUUCUUCGAUGUUUGGUAGGUGUUCAGGAACCUUGUUGUAAAGCUCUGGUACGACACUGUCUGAAAUGUAGUAUUAGAUGGUAGGAUGUACUGUGGUUUGUUCCACAAGCUCCAAUAGAUGUGUAAAACCUGUACUCUCUGCAUGACAUCAGUAAAUGUGUCGUAGAUCAGCUGUAGUACCUGGUUGUUCCACCAGGUGGAGCUUCUUACUGUUUUAUGAGAUGGAGUUACAGGUAUGUUUGCUGACCGCCUGUGAUGGUAACUAAAACGAGCACGCCUGCCUGCUGUUGUGUUGAUGAACUCUGAAGUAUCAGGUUGUAAAAAGGUGUCUGACAGCUGUCCGGUUAGUCUAGCUACCUGAUGCUAAUGCUAACACUAAGCUAGGAGCCUCUUACAGUUUUAUACUGUAGCGACCAGAGGAGGCAAACUCAGACUACAGGAAGUUCAUGUUGGCAAGCAGAGAGCAUUGUUGGGGUUGCGCUGGUAAAGGGGCGCCAUGACAAAGACUUAUGUGUCAGUUAAUGACCUCCGACCAGAACUUUAGAACUUUAGCAUUCCCACAAUCCAGUGACAUAUAUAACAGGAAUCUGUCUCAGACUACAGUGAUGUUUUCCAUUUCAGACACCUGUGUGACAGUUGAGGUAAACAGGAUUGGAUUCAGGUUAAAGCCUGUUCCUCUAUCGUUCCCAGAUCCUGAUCUUUGAGUUUGGAGUGGUACAUCUCCAACUAUUGGUCCUGGUUUUGGUGAAUUCUGAGUUAACAUUGUGGUUGCAGCUGUUGGAUCCUACAAGAAACACCAAACGUGACCUCAAACCUCCCCCAAGUUCCUGCAGUGGAAAGCUGACUAGUUUCACGGUUUCUAAAAUGAGAUUAUCCUGGUUUACUUUGGUUUUUAUCCGCAUUGGAGUUUGGAAAUUCUGCAUUCGUAGUUGCCAUGGAAUGCGGUAUUAGUACAAAAAUAACACAAUAUGAGACUUAGCAUUUGGCACCAAGCACUUCAACACGAUGCACAGAUGAACUUCACUGCACAUGAAACUUUAUAGUGUGAUAAUAUGUCAAAGUGGUGAAACACAUUCAUUUUUCUUUUGGGUCAUUUCAUGAAAAAUCAGUCAGUUCCUCCCCCGACUUCCUCAGAAUCCGUUUAUUCUUCAUCUUAUUAAUGAUCAAAGUUCUACCUUCACACUGUGAAUAUUUCCAGAGUUCCAGGUCCUUGAAGUCCAUAGAGGAGAACGUCCCCUGGAGAAAGUUCUAGAGUAGACCUACAGACAACUGGACAGUUAUCGGUAGAUCUACUCUAGAACUUCCUCCAGUUGUAGGCAGGUCUACUCUAGAACUUUCUCCAGAUGUUGGUAGGUCUACUCUAGAAGUUUCUACAGUUGUCAGUAGGUCUACUCUAGAACUUUCUCCAGUUGUCAGUAGGUCUACUCUAGAACUUUCUACAGUUGUCAAAAGGUCUACUCUAGAACUUUCUCCAGGGGACGUUCUCCUUUCCUGCUUCCAGUUUUUAAGUUUAGUCUCACUUAAAAUGUUCCAGGUCCUUGAAGUCCAUAGAGGUGGCCCCAGAUUUUUCACUUUUUAUGGACUUUUCCCAUCAUUUCUGAGCCUCAGAACUUCAUCAGUCCAGCAGAUAGACACAAAAAUAGUUUAACAUGCCUCAAGUCAUUUUUUCAUAAUGUUGGACAGAUUUUAAGGAAUCUGGAGUUUUUGUUUAUGAUUUUAGACAUUUUUAAACCUCAGAGCUUCGUUAGUACAGCAGAUAGACACAUAACAGGACAGUUUUUGAACCUUUUUGGAACAAUGUUGUAAUUUUGUCCAAUGCUUUUGAAUAUUUUCCAUCAUUUCUAAGCCUUUUUUUUUGCCAAUUUUUGUGUCAUUUUAAACAUCCAUCCAUCCAUCCAUCCAUUAUCUAUACACUGCUUAAUCCUCACUAGGGUCAUGGGGGGGCUGGAGUCUAUCCCAGCUGACUCAGGUGAAGGCAGGGGACACCCUAGACAGGUCACCAGUCUGUCACAGGGCUACAUACAGAGACAAACAAUCACUCUCACAUUCACACCUACGGGCAAUUUAGAAUGAUCAAUUAACCUCAGCAUAUUUUUGGACUGUAGGAGGAAGCCGGAGUACCCGGAGAAAACCCACGCAUGCACAGGGAGAACAUGCAAACUCCAUGCAGAAAGAUCCCGGGAAAGCCGGGACGCGAACCAGGGACCUUCUUGCUGCAAGGUGAAAGUGCUAACCACUACACCACUGUGCAGCCCCCAUUUUAAACAUUUUUGAGUAAUUUUGAAUCAUUUUUGGGUGAUUUUCAACAAUUAUUGGGUAAUGGUGUUCAACUUUGUUGUCAUUUUUUAAAGUUUUUUGAGCCAUUUUGUAAUUUUGUCCGAUGCUUUUGAAUAUUUUCCAUCAUUUCUGAGCCUCAAAACUUCAUCAGUACAGCAGAUAAACACAUUUAAGUUCUGGUAAAAACUGACACCAGAUCAGUUUUACGUCCAUCCAGGCACUAUCUUCCUACUAAACACUAAAUUUGGUUUAAACAUCUUUUUCUGAGGAGGUCGAGGGGAACUUCUUUGACAUUCUUGUUCUUGACGAUGUCGUUCAGUUCCUUAAAUCCUCCCUUAGAACAGUUGAAAAUGGUGCAAAUGGAAAAGGACCAAAGUUGUUGACGUCUGAGAGCAUUUUUCCGUGUUUUUGUCAUUGUGUUUCGUUAUCUGUACUGUAUCUUACAGUGUGCGUGCGAGUUUGCGAGAGAAAAUGCGAUUGUGAUCGAGUGUUUCCGACAUUCCUUGGAGCACUGGGAGCCAGUUGGGGUUGAAGUGGUUUAACUGGAGUCGCUCUGCGGUGCCAAACGAUGUGACUAAUGAGGUUUUUUUUAGCGGUAAUUAAAGGACGGAAGGAAACCACUAAACUCAAUCUCCCAGAGUCCUUUGCUACAGUGAGCCUGUGUAUUUAGUUGUGGUUCCUUCAGAGAGACGUUUAGUUUGAUAGUGUACAGUCUAAGUGAUCUAUUCUAUCUCAGUGUGUGAAUGCAGAUUAGGUGUGAUAAUUGUUAUUGAUAAUUGAUUAUCUAUCAGAAUUUAUAAGAGCUGUUUCUGACGUUUGCUAUCGUGGGAAGGUGUUGGGUUUUUCUUUCUCCGUUGGUUUGAACGUUUUUUAAGGGGAAUGUUUGUUUUUUUUCCAGCUUUUCAUCCACACUGUUCCAUCUUCAGCAUUGUUUCAGACCUUUAUUGUACAUACACCUGUAGCUGUGUAUAUUAAUAUAUUGGGAGCUCUUUGGUCCCAAAUCAUUUCACUCUGUACUCUCUUAUGUCUCCGUUUGGUUUUCUUAUAAUAAACAGUAAAAGUUGUCAAACAA